ACAGCAAGUCUUUUAUCUGUUUGAAUACUUGGCAUAAUUGAGCUGCUAUAAUAAUGACAUUCAUGGCCUGUUUGCGUAUGGUUGAUAACGAGCCACGCCCGAACUUUAAACAGAAUUGUGGGUGGCUUAGGGCGGACUUUUCUGCAAAGAAGCUGAAGAACAAGGUCUACUAAAGAUAAAGCGUCUUUUUUUCAACAGAGCGAUGUCUGUUAACCUCCUCCACCGCCUUAUAACGGUGGCUCUGCUGGUUAUCAGCUUGUUCUUUCACACUGCUGAGUGUGAAGGCAAAAUUAAUGGAUUCAUCAGUUUUGGUGUAACAGAAUUAGUUGCUGAUGAAGACAGCAAUAGUGGAUUCACUACAGUAUCCAUUCCAUUUGUCAGGGAGAUUGGAAAUCAAGGCAAUGUGCUAGCCACUUAUGAAGUGAUUAAUUCUUCUGCUUCAGCUCAGUUCCUUUCAUUGUCCAACAGUGUUAAUUUUAAUGGUGGGCAGACGGAAGCCAAUGGUUUUCUUGUACUCAUCAAUGAUGCAGUGCCUGAAGUCAAUCAGACAUAUAUAGUUGAUAUAAUCGAUGCUAGGUUUGGAGCAGAGGUGGGACCAACUGAUCGCCUUUACCUUACAGUUAGAGCUAGUGAUGAUCCUUUUGGAAGGAUACAAUUUGAAUCUUCAUCACUGGUCAGGAGUGCUAUAGAGCCACUGUCUGGUAGCACUAGCACUGUAUCAUAUGAUGUUAUAAGAGGACCUGGACUACAUGGACAAGUUUCUAUUAAUUAUGAGGUGACUGGUGGUCCAAACUCUGCAUCUCUUGAUGUCUCACUUGGUCAAGGUCAACUCAUAUUUGAAGAUGGGCAGAAUGCAAGCAAUUUCACACUCUCCAUCCUUCCAGAUAACAUACCAGAGAACAAUGAGACCUUUACUGUACGUCUUUAUAAUCCAGGGGGAGGUGCUGUAGUAGCGGAUAAUGACAACGAAGCACAGUUGAUCAUCAUUAGCAAUGACACUCCUCUGAGGUUCGCAUCCUCAAGCAUUGAAGUAUCAGAGAAUGUUGGAACGGCACAGCUUACAGUGUACAGAGGGGACAUAGGAGGAGUAUCCAUUGGGCCAUUAGAUCAAGUAACAACUGUACAGUAUAGCACAUUACCCACUGGUACUGCUAUUGCUGGACUGGACUAUACCUAUACAACAGGGACACUUACUUUUCCCUCUGGAUCAACUAGUGCUACAAUUGGUAUCCCAAUCAUUAACGACACAGUCCCUGAAGGAGAUGAAACCUUUACUGUUGCUCUUAGUAACCCAUCAGAUGAUGCCGUGCUUCAUACACCAAUAAAUGUGACUGUUAUUAUUGAUAUUAAUGAUAAUGCAGGCGGUGUUGUUAGAUUCCAGUCUAUUGCUCCUCAAACAAUAUCAGAAGACAAUCAAACGAAUGCUACCUUUAUAAUACAAAGAGAUGUCAGUACACUUGGAUCGUUAACGAUAUCUUACUCCAUUAAAGACUCCAACAAUCAGCUAGCAUCAUCUGAUUUUGAUCCAGCCUCUGGACAGAUAACAAUACCAAAUGGAGUGGACAUGUCUCAAUUGGUCAUUAGAGCUAUUGAUGACACACUCCCUGAAGAAGCUGAAUCAUUUACUGUGUCUAUUGAUGGGGUCCAGUCUGGAGAAGGUCAACUGAACACUAAUGAGACACUAAGAGUUGCUUUAUUGCACGUGUCUGACAGUGAUGAUGUGUAUGGGAUUAUUGGAACCAGUGGUACAGGAAGUAUUGCUGUUAACUCUGAUGGCAACAGAGUCAUGUCAUUCACACUGACACGGAGCCAAGGGACUACUGGUGAAGUAGUUGUUGUGUAUAGUAUACUAUACCUACCUCCUGGUGUCACUGACCCAUCGAGUGGCAUGAGUGGAGUAGCUGCAGCUGCUACUAGUACGGCUACAUUUCCCAAUGGGCACUCAACAGUCAAUGCCAAAUUGAAUUUACUCACUACCGGAAUGCUAGAGGAAGCGGCUUUAGUAUACAUCCAACUAGUCUCUGCUGAAUUAUCUGAUGCAGGAUCCUUGUUGACUGAGCCAUCCUCUCCACGUAUCAGUACCACUUCCUUUACUGUUAAUGCCAGCGUGCCGCUAGCAGCUGCUAAUGGACACAUUAGUUUUGCACCAUCCUCAUUGAUGGCAUCAGUCUCUGAACCUGAUAAUGGCUUUAGUUUAGUAUCACUGACGAUACAGAGGAAUGGAGAGUACGGGGAUGCACUUGUUACAUGGACAGCAUCAGCUUCAAGUGGCUCAUCAUUCACUACUAGUGAUAUUGGGAUCAAUGCUGCUCAGGUUCUAAUACCCAAUGGAGCCAGUUCUGCUAGUUUCUCUAUUAGUAUUGUUGCUGAUGAUGUUCCUGAACUAGACGAAUCAUUUAAUGUCAAAUUAUUAUCAGUUGCUCAAGUUGGUCAGAAUAUAGCAACUACUAAUAUUACUGCUGUUGUCACAAUAUUGGAAAAUGAUGAACCGGGAGGUACUUUCUCUAUUGCUUCAACUUCUGAAGGACCUUUUUAUAUUGAGGAGAGUCCAUUAGAUUCAUUAUCAAUACAAAUACAAAGAAAUGGAGGUGAUCUUACUACUGAGCAAGUACUAUACCGUAUUGUUCCCUCAGGUUCCGAUGAUUUUAUUGGCUCUAGUGGUCUAGUGACAUUUUCUCCUUCCAAUCGCUCAAUGACAGUAUCUAUAGGUCCUUCUCUUGAUGACAUACCUGAGAUCAACGAGACGUUCACAUUUGAGAUAUAUUCCACCAAAGACAUUAUCAGGCCACCAUAUAACGCCUCUAUUACCAUACUUGCUAAUGACGACUGGAACGGAGUCUUUAACUUCAGUAGCUCAUCAAUCUCAUCAACUAUAGAUGAGCCAGCUAAUCCUGGUUCCAGUGAUCCUUCUCUGGUAUCUACUGCUAAUCUAACGGUAAUACGUAAUGUUGCAUCAUUUGGUGAUGCUACAGUGCAUUGGGAAGCAGCAAAUCUCAAUACUAUUGAUAUAGAACCAACUAGCGGAUCCGUAUCAUUCAGCGAUGGAGUCUCAGAGGCUGUCUUUCAAGUAUCUGCUCAGGCUGAUAAUAUCACUGAGUUUGAUAUCAGUCACAUGAUUCGGUUGGUUUCAGUCUCUGGUGGUGGGCGGCUUGAUGACUCAGGGACUGUUGCUACAGUUACAGUGAGACAGAGCGAUGAUCCAGUCAGUAUCUCGAGUAAUGAUUUAGUUAAAAGUGGAGAAGAAGGAGACGUGAUUAGUAUUAAUGUUACAAGAGGAGGGAGAGCUAAUGGGGUUGCUGUGGUUAGUUUUUCUGUGAUAUAUACCAGUACUUCUUCAUCAGAUGUUAGCAUUGAUCCAGCCACUAGUAUGAUAACACUGAUGGAUGGUGAUAGAUCAGGGAUCAUUAGUAUUACUCUACUGGACGAUGCUGUACCUGAACUUAUGGAACAACUUCAAAUAAGACUAACAUCUGUAACAGGUGAUGCUGUUAUUGCUUCAGCUAAUACACUAUCAACUAUUAGUAUAAAUGAGUCUGAUGAUCCUAAUGGGUUGUUCCAGUUCAAUGCUAACAGUCUCAGCAAUACAGUCACCGAAGGAAGCAGUGUUGAUUUGACUAUUGAGAGGUUAAAGGGUACCUUUGGUAAUGUGACAGUAUUCUGGAGAGCUCUGUACAAUAGCAAUGGAGUAUUGACACCAGUACCUCCUCUAACUGAUAUUAGUGUCACCUCUGACAGUGUAAUGUUUAGAGAAGGACAGACUACAGCUAGCAUCACUAUAACAAUACUUAAUGAUGAUAUACCAGAACUAACAGAGGAUUAUACAAUAGAAAUUACCAAUGCCACUACUGAAUUAGCAGUAGUUAGUAUUGAUAAUGAGACUGCUAGUAUAACAGUACCUGAGAAUGACUAUCCUUACGGAGUGUUCCAGCUGGAUAGUCCUGGUGCAUUGUGGCUUGGUGAGGAUAUACCUGAUGCAGAUACUAGUAAUGGUACCGGUGUCUUUAAUGUUAGCAGGACUGCUGGUACCUUUAAUGAUAUACAAGUGGUGUGGGAAGUUAGGCCGAUCCCUGCUCCCUCUCUCCCCACGUCUUUCACUGAUCUACUUCUAGUUGGUUCCCGUGGAUCCGGAGUCUCCAUAGCAACACCACGCCCAUCAACAGGCACCACAGCCCUAUCAUUCACUGGUGGUUCCUCCUCACUAGUGACAGUUCCAUCAGCCCUCACUCCACAUGUUGCUAAUAAUAUGAGUAUUAGUGUCUGGUUUAUAUUCAAUGGGUCGGUCAAUGGUGUGUUGGUAGGAUCAGCUAAUGGCAAUACUGUGUACUAUGGGUUGGCUCUUGUGUCUGAUACUAAUCAGUACAUUGUUAGGCUCCUCUAUCUUCCAUCUACACUGAAUUCCGGUUCUGAGACUGUUGAAGUUUCUGUCCCAAGCUCUUCAUUACCAAUGAAUGAGUGGCAUUUACUAGUGUUGAGUGUGUCUGGUACUAGUGCUAGCUUCUAUAUCGAUGGGACACUCAUCAACACUCGUACACUCUCAGCAGGAUUAUCCACUGCCUCUAGUGAUGGUGUAGUUACUGCUGGGGGGCUCACUGGCUCACAGUAUUUCGUGGGUAACUUGCAAGAUGUGAGGAUCUAUGAAACUUCCCUUGAUCAACAGCAAGUCUCAGAUAUAUAUUCUAACCCAGCAGCCGAUCACUUCCAGUACAUAUCUGGUGUCGUUACAGUGCAUGAUAGACAGGAUCGUAAUACUUUCAGUGUACAGACUAAAGAUGAUAGCAUACCUGAGCCAACUACCAACUUUACACUUAGUCUCAUUGCAGUUAGUGGAGAAGCACAACUAUCAACUACUAAUCUUGCAACAACAAUCACUGUUUUAAAGAGUGACUACAGUAAUGGUCUAUUUGGUCUCUCAUCUCUCACUCCGUUCAAUAAUGUUGAAGGAGCUACUGCUGAUAUCAUUGUCACUCGCUCUAGGAGCAGUAUUGGUACUGUCACUGUUGCAUGGGAGAUACGUAAUCUUGCUGAUGGUUCUCUGGCUGAUGAUGAUUUUGAGGAGUCUUCUGGAACAAUUGUGUUCAGCAGUGGAAUAAAUGAAUCUUAUUUCACAGUUCAGUCUACCAAUGAGAGUGUCCCUGAGCUAGAUGAAUCAUUUUCAAUAUCCCUAACAGCAGCUACAGUUGAUGACACAUACCCUAGUUCCACACCAACCAGUGGCGCCUCACUCUCUCCAAACACUACGGUCAAUGUGACCAUUCUCUCUAAUGAUUAUCCUUAUGGUGUGUUCCAGUUUGAGGCAUCUCCUCCACCAGUGGCUGGCGUCAUACCAUCAGCUGAUGCAGUAGUUACUACAGCCAUUACCGAAGAGAUAGGCUCAGUGGUGGUGUAUAUCGUUAGAGCUCAAGGUACAGUUGGUACUGCUCGAGUGGAUUACACUACUAAUGAUGGGACGGCUCUCAGUGGAGGCGUGUCACCUGAUUAUGUACCCACUGGCGGUACUUUGAUGUUUGCUGAUGGUGAGAGGAUAAAAAACAUCUCCAUUGCUAUUACUAAUGAUCAAACUCCUGAGCUGGCCAAGUACUUUUAUGUUAACUUGAGCAAUCCUAUUGGAAAUAAUGAUGGUACUCCUAUUCUUGGUACUGGUAGUGAUAUAGUUAUCACCAUUAGUCCUAGUGAUGACGCUUAUGGCGUCUUUAGUUUCAAUGAUGAGUCGCUAUCACAAAUUGUGAGUGAGGACCAAUCAGGGAGUACACUAGUCUCUUAUGUUGUGGAACGCGGGAAUAAAGGAAGGCUUGGUACUGUUACUGUCUACUGGGAGGUUGUUAAUGGAGGGAAUGAUGUCAGCCAGUCUAACGGUAGUGUGGUCUUUGGGCCUGGUGUACCCACUUCUGUAUUCUUCUUCACCAUUACUAAUGAUAUGAACCCUGAGCUACAUGAGAACUUUACAGUGAGGCUAGUCAGAGUUAGUGAUGGUCGUAUAAGUGAUACAGGGAAUGCUGUAGCUAUUCUUACAAUAAGAGCUAGCGAUAGACCAUAUGGAGUGUUCACAUUCUCACCAUCUUUCAGCCCACUAUCAAUCACUGAGGAUGCUGGAACUAUCAAUGUCAUAAUAUUGAGAGAAUUUGGUAUGGAAGGAACUGUCGAGGUCUACUAUACCAAUUUGAAUGACUCCACUGAAGAAGGUUAUGCUAUUGCUGGGUUUGAUUAUACUCCAGUUUCAGGGAGUGUCGUGUUCACUCCUAAUCAAACAAUGGCUAGUUUCAGUGUUAGUAUCAUUGAUGAUACUCUACCAGAAAUACCAGAAACAUUCUACAUUAUACUAGUCAAUGCUACACUGCUUGAUGAUGAUGGGAUUCACUUAGGAACUGAUGCUCUUCCACUGAUAUCCAGUGCUAAUGCAAGUAUUCUGAUAGAGGAGAAUGAUAAUCCAAGGGGUAUCUUCAGCUUCACUUCGUCAUCAUUCACUGCAGAAGAAGGAACCACUGACUCUAUCACUGUUACGAGAACUGCAGGAACUUAUGGAGAAGUUACAAUAUCAUGGUUUAUUACACUGAUCAAUGCAUCCUCAUCAGAUGUUAAUGCAGUACAAGGGACUGAUACCAUACCUGAUGGUGUUAGUCUAGCUCCACUCAGUAUCACCGUAAUUGAUGAUGCUUUGCCCGAGUUCACUGAGUCAUUUUUUGUAGCACUGACAACAAUAAGUGGUGGAGCUGACCUUGGUUUACCAAUAUUAGCAACUGUUACCAUACCCACCAGUGAUGAUCCUUAUGGUGCCUUUGUAUUUGCUGAGUCUAGUCGAUCAGUGUCAGUUCCUGAGCCUGAUUCAGGUAUGAGUAGUAUCACUAUUAAUGUCACUAGAGAAGGAGGAACGCUUGGUCUUGCUUUUGUUGAUUACAACAUCACGUCAGCCUCAGGUGAACCAGUAUCCAGUGACUUGACGUAUGACUCUAUCAGUAACCUCUACUUUGCUAAUGGAGUUAGGGAGAGAUCACUCACUGUUAGAAUAUUAUCAGAUGAUAUCCCUGAAAUCACUGAAGUGUUUUAUGUGAACCUAUUUGGCGUUACAGGAGGUGGAAGAGUAGGAGCUUUUGGAGUAGCUGAGAUCAGAAUAUUAGCUAAUGAUAAACCAUACGGCUCUGCAGUGUAUCUUAGAGACAGUGAAAUACUUACAAUGGAAAAUGAUGAGAAUGCUACAACCAUCAAUAUACCUGUAUAUAGAACUGGAGGAUUGUUUGAUGAUGUUAGUGUAGUAUACAGUAUAAGAUCAGCCACUCCAUCAUCAUUAGACAGAUACCAAUCACCAAGUACUGGAAUAUCACCACCUACCAGUGUUUUACUAUUACAAUCAAGUGAUUAUGUGACUAGUGAUAGAUUGAAUGAAUGUGGUGUGAAAUGUGUCGAAGAUUACACUGUCUGUCAGUCGUUUGCUUAUGAUUCAUCGACAUCACUCUGCCAGCUGUAUAGAUCAACUGUUGGGGUCUCUGGCAGUGUUACUAGAUCUAACACUGUACAAUAUUAUGAAGCUAUUCCAGGACAGUUGGAGUUAUUGGCACGCCAUAUUGCAUCAGCUAGUCAGGAUUUUGAAUACCUUUUCAACGCUAAUGUGACAAUACCUGCUGGAAGAAACUCAACACAUUCUGACAGCAUUGAAGUAUCAAUAAAUUCAGACACUCUACCUGAGCUGAGAGAGAACUUAACAGUGUCACUGAUGAGUGUAUCAGUGUCUGGUGUGAAUGAUGACUCACUGUUACCAGUUAUUGGCAACUACAGUGAUACUAUCAUUAGCAUAGCUGAGAAUGAUGAUCCUUAUGGACUAUUCAGCAUUAGCAUUAGUCAACUGAGCACUGUUCAAGUACAUGAGCCUUCAGGCACUGGAACCCUGCCUGUUACUCUGACCAUAACCAGGAGUGCUGGUACUAAUGGACCUGCUAAUGUAUCACUAAUUGUUAACGGAGUGACAGCUACUCUUAAUAGUGAUUUCUCAAUUAAUCAAACAUUAGUCCAAUUUGCUGAUGGAGAGUCAUCAAAGACAGUAGUAGUCCAUAUACUGGGAGAUGCUGAACCAGAAGCUGAUGAAUCACUUACCAUCAGUCUCUCCAAUCCAACAGGAGGAGCUAGUAUAACCGGAGAAGAACUAACAAUAGUUAUACUGACUAACGAUAAUGCAGCUGGUACUGUGAGACUGGCCUCUGACUCAAGAGCAGCUACUAUAAGUGAAGGAGGAACUAUCAGACUAACUGUUGAGAGGAGUGUGUCUCAAUUGGGGCGGCUUUUGGUUAAUUGGACUAUCACCGGCAGCCUCAAUUCUACUAAUAACAAUAACAACAACAACCAGUUUAAUGGUAAUUUCACUGGCAAUAAUGAUACGUUUUUUAUCAAUGGCACUGAUAUUGGAGGAGCUGGACCAGAGUCGCAGUUUCAAACAGCUUCCAGUUUUAUCAUUUUCGAAGAAGGCGUUACCUCAGUUGAUAUUGUAACAACUGUUAUUGAUGAUAACAUACCUGAAGUACAGGAGCCCUACUACCUAACAUUAGUAGCUACACGGAUCCUCUCCUCUGGUGUGGGUGAAGCCAUACUGGAUGCUAAUGGAAACGUUGCCAUUAUAACCAUAAGGGCCAGUGAUGAUCCUUAUGGUGUGGUAGAGAUACUAUCAUCCUCACAACCUAUUGAGGAAAAUGAGUCUGACCAACCAACUGUUACUGUACUGAGGAACUUUGGAUCAUUAGGCCGCAUUGUGAUCACAUAUCAAGCUGUCUCUUACCAGUUAUCUGGUCAAAUGUCAGCAACUCCUGGAGAUGAUUUUGAUAACUCUACUAUGACAGUAAUAAUGGAGGAAAAUGAAGCAUCAGCAACAAUCAUAAUUCCAAUAAUUAAUGAUGAUAUUCCAGAGUUGUCUGAGGUGUUUGCUAUUCAGUUGCUAUCAGCCUAUCUUGAGUCAGACCCAUCAGUAUCAGUUCCACUCAAUCCUAACAGUACACUAGCACUGAUCACUAUAAACCCCAAUGAUAAUCCUAGUGGAAUGUUCCAGUUUACUAUGAAUGAAUUGACAGUAUCAGAAGAUGCUGGCAUCAUUGACAUAGAAGUAGUUCGUACAGGUGGAUUGUUUGGAUCAGUUACUGUAAUGUUUCAAACUGUUGGAGACUUAAAUGACUUUACUCUCAUAAAUAUGAGCAUUGUGUUUGCUGAUGGAGUGAGCAGUGAGGUUGCUAAAUUGAAUAUUAUUAAUGACAAUAUGCCGGAGUUGGAUGAGUCAUUUGAUGUACAAAUAUUUAGUGUCAGUAAUGAAGGACUAACAGGAGACAACAAUUCAUUAACUGUUACUAUUAGUGCUAAUGAUGAUCCUAAUGGAAGGUUUGGGUUUUCACCCUCUUCUCUCUCAGUGUCAGUUGAGGAAGCUGGAGCUGUAGUUAAUGAUGACAAUAUUGCUGAGUUAACUGUUAUAAGAGAGGGUGGUACCUUUGGUACUGUUACUGUACCAUACAUGAUUGAAACAGCAGGAGCUAAUGACCUCAGUCCUACUACUGGACUGCUAGUAUUUCAAGAGCAUGAAACUCAACAAGUUAUAAGGAUAACUGCAGUAGCUGAUACAGAGCCUGAAAUUGAUGAGACCUAUUCUAUCUUCCUUGAGACACCAAUCAGUCCAAUUGCAAACGGUAGCAGUCUUAUUGAUGAUGAGUCGGUUGCCAUGAUAACAAUUCCAGCCAAUCAGAAUCCUUACGGCACAUUUGAACUUUAUGCACCAAACAGUCUCUCAUCUCUGUCUGUUGAAGAGGAUGUUGGUACAGUGAGAUUGGAGCUAAGGAGAACCACUCCUUCAUUCAAUGACAUCAUAGUUCACAUAGCAACACUCAGUGAUAGCAGUAUGAUGACUAAUGACACUAAUGGAACUAUUGACUAUACACCUGUUUCUUCUCCUAUUGUCUAUGGAGCUAAUGUUAGUAUGAUUGAGCUACCACUAGGCAUAUUGAAUGAUGAUAUACCAGAACUGGACGAGACACUUAUAGUUCAAUUGGUUAAUGUGUCUGGAGGUGCUAUGGUUGGUGAUAAUAGAGAAGUAACCAUCACUGUCUUGACUAAUGAUGAUGCUUAUGGAGCCGUUGGAUUUGCAGAGAGUUCUUUAUCCGAGAUUCUUUCUGAGCCAGAGUUUGGCCAAAGCACAGUUAAUCUGGUGGUUGAAAGAACCGGUGGACUCUUGGGUAACAUAACAGUUGCAUGGUCACUAUCUGGGGAUCAUUCCAGUGGAGAAGUAACACCUGCUAAUGGAACUUUGACAUUUAAUGAAGGUCAGGAGUCAGAUAUGAUACAAUUGACAGUAUCUUCUGAUGAGACUCCAGAGAUAAGCGAAUUGACUAAUGUUGUAUUGACGUCAUUCAUUGAUAACGGAGUACCUGAGGGUGGGGACCAGACCAAAGGAGCUAGGAUUAUUGAGUCGAGGUCAACAGCAGUCAUUACUGUAACAGCAAAUGAUAAUCCUUUUGGAUCAGUCUCAUGGGCAGGUGCUGGUAUCUCCAUUGCUGCUACUGAGAGCAACUCUGGCAGCAAUCCUGUAACACUGACCAUACUGAGAGUAUCAGGGAACCAUGGAGACAUUGAAGUGACUUACAGAACUACAGUUGAUGAUUUUGCAAUACCUGGUCAAGGAGCAGUAGCUGGUGCUGAUUAUGCUAAUGUGUCAGAAGGACUAGCCACCAUUAGGGACAGAGAGACCUCAACCACUAUCAACAUCCUAAUAUUACCGGACAAUAUUCCAGAGAUUGAAGAAACAUUUGCAGUAGAGCUUGUUAGCGUUCGACUGCUCAACGACUCACUUGCUGUGGGGGCUCCACCUAACUCUCCUAAUAUCCAGCAGCCUGCAGUUGCAAGAGUAUCAAUAGCAGAGAACGAUUUUCCUCAAGGACUUAUGAAUAUUGACCCUGGACCAUUUACUGUCAGUGAGUCAGUUGAUACUACAUGCAUACCAGUGUACAGAUCUGGUGGUAUGUUCAGUACUGUUGGUGCUUCCUAUUCAUUUACUGAUGGAUCGGCCACUGGUGGUAGUGACUUUGAUAAUACUGAAGGAACAAUUUCAAUAGGACCACAAGUAUCACAAGGCUGUUUAAAUGUUACCAUAACCAAUGAUAACACUCCUGAAAGUGAAGAGUCUUUCACUGUAACACUGUUCAAUCCAACUGGCGGCGUUACACUUGGUGAAAAUUUAACUUCAACCAUCAUUAUAAGCAAGAAUGAUGAUGUUAAUGGAGUGUUUUCGUUCUCUUCCGGCAGUCUUGUGAUGCUUCUCCCAGAAGGCACUUCAGGUACAUUUACAAUAGAUAGAGCAGCUGGUUCAGUUGGUGAGAACAUUGUGUAUUGGUCUCUUAGCUCUAGUGGUAGUGAUGACAUGAAUCAAACAAAUGGCAGUGUUGUAUUUACUGAUAGUCAGACAUCAGGUACUUUUGAAUUGCAAGCUCUAGAAGACGGAGUACCUGAGCUAUACGAGGUCCAUAGCGUUACCCUGACAUCAAUCGUGGGAGAAGGUCGUCUUUCCCACCCCCUAACAGCCAGCAUAGCUAUCCCUGCUAAUGAUAACCCUUCAGGAGUCAUUGCAUUUGCUGAAUAUACAUAUGAUACUGUUAUAAUAGAGGAAGGAGGCAGUGCUACUAUUAGUGUAUUGAGGACCGCUGGGUUGUUUGGUAGUGUCAGUGUCCAAUGGCAGAUAACACCUUCUGAUUCAACUGCUUUUGUACUCACAAGUGGUUCCGUGUUCUUUGGUGAUGGAGCUAAUGUUGCCAACUUUACUUUAUCGACAAUACAAGACACUAGUCCUGAGGUUGCUAAAAUAUUCACACUAUCAUUAGUAGCUGCUGGCGAUGCUGACAUUAACAGUAGCUCUUCCGAUAUCAACAUAAUAAUACCAUCCAGUGACAAUGUUCACGGAUCAAUUGGUUUCUCACCUUUAACAGUCUCUACUAGUGAGAGUGUUGAUAGCAUUGACAUCACUGUACUGAGGAGUGGGGGACUGGAAGGUGAUCUGUUGAUUAAUUUCACUGUUAGCGAUAUUCAGGCAGUCUCUCCCGAUGACUAUCAGAUUAAUGCAACAUAUGUGAUGAUACCAGAUGGUUCUAAUACCGCCAUCAUAACAGCAGCAAUAGUAGAUGACUCUGAGCCGGAGAUUGAUGAGUCAUUCUCAGUCACGCUAACAGCAGUCACUCUACUCAAUUAUAAUAAUGGAGGAAGGGAUUUCACGUAUCCUGGUGAUGACUCUCUCAUCGAUUCCCUCCCUACUAUCUCCGAUUCCUCUGACACAUUUCAAGCUACCAUAGCAGCAAAUGAUGACGCAUUUGGUGUCAUCAGUUUAACAACCAAUUCCUAUCAAGUGGAAGAGGGUACUACGCUACUUGUCAAUGUAGAAAGAUCAGGAGGAACCUUUGGAACUCUCAGCUUGCAGUUCACCGUACAAUCAGUGUCUGCCCUUGGUAAUGGGAUUGACUACUCUGCCCCUACUUCUCCAAUAAAUAUACUACCAGGACAGGCAUUGCUACAACUAACUAUACCCAUCAUUGAUGAUAUUAACCCAGAGCUUCAAGAAUCCUUCACCGUUACUAUUGACAGUGUUGAAGGAGGUGCUAGUCUUGGUACCAUAAGGACAGCAACAGUCAUUAUACUUCCCAGUGACAAUCCUAACGGGCGAGUGAGGUUCACUGAUAGUGAUAUUAGUGGACGUGUUGUUGCUAAUCCAGUGAAUAGUCCUAGUGAUGUUAUGCUUGAAGUAUUGAGACUGGAUGGUAGCAUUGGCAGUAUUGAUGUGACAUGGGAAGUGACUGGGCCUAGUCCUGGCUUUGAGCGUGAUGAUAUACUCCAGUCAACAUUACAAGGUGUACUAACGUUUGGCGAUCAACAAACGAAUAACUUCAUUACUGUUACUGUAUUGACAAACAAUGGUCCUGAACCAGAAGAAAACUUUACCAUUACACUGACUGCUGCUACUAAAGGAGUGGCUAUUGAUGAAGAUGGGCAGACUGCACUUCUAACUGUAUCACAAAAAGGAAUACCUUUUGGUGUCAUUGGGUUCUAUGGAACAUCAUUAUCAACUAGUAACACACCCGAAGGAGUUAAUCUCACACUACCACUAGUCAGGGAACAAGGAACGUUUGGCACAUCUGAGGUUUUCUUUGUUGUGAGUGGCCCAUCACCAUUACUUGACUUGUCUCCAGUAACUGGUUCAGUUGUUUUUGAAGAAGGAGACGUAUAUGUGCCUAUUGAUAUAUUUAUAAUAUCUGACAAUAUACCAGAACUACUGGAGACAUAUACAGUAACACUCACAGGCAUCAAUGGAAGAGCUGUGCUUAAUUCCAACACUCUCACUUCAACCUUUAACAUAAUAGCUAAUGAUUCUCCAUACGGUACUUUUGGUAUAACUGAUCUCUCGCUCCAACUGGCUUAUGCUGGUCAGGAUAUGAUACGUAGACUCAGUUUCACGAUAUCACGUCAGUUUGGACUACAAGGAUCAGUUGAUGUUACUGUUGGAAUCACUUAUACUGAGGAGCCUAAUGCUGGAUACUUCCCAAGUAGUAUAUCCCGUAGUUUCAUUAAUGGGCAAGACUCGAUAUCUGUUACUAUCGACUCCACUGCCACUGCAUUCCUAGCUGCUGGUAGCAUUCUCAAUGUGUCUGUAGCCACUGUUACACUAACCAGUCAAGCAGGUGAUAGUGAUGUAUUGCCAGAGAUUUCAUCAUUCACUGGUAUCAUACUCCACAAUAUAUCAGAGAAUGUUUCUAAUCCAUCAGUUGGUUUUGCACUUGAUGAUGUUAAUGCUACAGUCAUUGAUGGUCAAGUAUCUAAUAAUGUUCCUAUUACAAUACAGAGGCAUGGUUUGGUUGGUAAUAUACAGGUAACAUGGGGCACUGGCCUAUUGAUAGAAGGAACAACCAAUGGAUCACUCACUCCAGCCACUGGCUCAUUCAUAAUGUCAGCUGAUACUUCACAAGUCACCGUUAAUUUCACAGCCAUACCUACUGACCCACCUACACAAUCAGAAGUGUUUGCCAUUCGUCUUGCUGUAGAAACUCGUUCCCCUCCUUUUGUAGCUAGAGUGAGAACUGGAGCUGACGUCUCCAUCAUAGAACCAUGGGGAGUGAUAAAACUAACGUAUGAUAGCUAUUCAGCACUUGAGGGACAAAUAGUGAAUGUAUCAGUAUCAAGACUGUAUGGGUCAACUGGUGCUAUUGAAGUCUCUGGUAUCUCUAAGUCUCCCUCGGUCAUACCCAAUAAUGCACUAGCAGCAGAUCCUGUCAUUGACUAUCCACUAGCUACACUCUCAACCAUACUCAAUGAUAAACAGACCGCAGGGAACAUACAGAUAAUAUUACCAUUCAAUACUCAAGUGAAUCCACUUAAAGUCUUUGACUUUUCAUUAACUGGACUAAGGACUGUUAAUUUUGAUGGGCCAUUCACUACUCCAAGACUAGCUACACCGAUACAAAAUGCAUCAGUUACCAUCAUUGAUGCACAAGGAGGAGCUGGUGUCUUUGAGUUUGUGUCUUCAUCUACUACUAUACAUGAGGAUGGUUCACCAUUAGUACAGGCACUCAUCAAUAGGACCAGUGGCACUGCUGGUAGUGUAUCUGUACAACUGAGUAUUGUAGAAACAAGAGCUGAUGGAACCACACCUGCCAAUCAAAUAGCAUCAGCUGCAGAAGGUGACUAUGAUCUCAGUUCUCUUGCUACAAUGGCUACAUUUGCUAAUGGUGAAACUCUCAAGAGUGUCACUGUACAAGUAUUGAAUGAUAAUGUCCCUGAACUGGAGGAAUACUUCACUAUACUACUCCAGAAUCCUCAGGGAGGAAAGGCUAUCAUUAAUCCUGCCAAGUCCACAUUUGAGGUUGGCAUAUAUGCUAAUGAUAAUCAAGGUGGUGUUUUCUCUAUUGUAACUACAUCACUCAGUCUUGAUGAAGACACUCAACCCGAAGGCACUAUCACUGUUAGCAGGACUGGAGGAUUGUUUGAAAGAAUAACAAUUGACUGGCAGACUUAUUAUUCUGAUGGUGGUGUCCAUCCUGUUGCUCUUGGUGACCUUUUAGUAAGAGACUCUGGCAAUGUGACAUUCAGUCCAGGGCAGAGCCUUGCUAACAUUACACUAGCUCUAUCACCAAACAAAGUCCCUGCUUCAGGAGAGACGUUUAGUUUAAGGAUAUCUUCUUCAACAGUUGGUAUUACAUUUGCUGUUAGAGUAGCAACAAUCACAGCAGCCCCUAGUCGAUUCUCAGUAUAUCAAUUUUCUGUAAACAGCAGGUAA
Molecule: messenger RNA, 15268 nt
Organism: Amphimedon queenslandica
Lineage: Eukaryota; Metazoa; Porifera; Demospongiae; Haplosclerida; Niphatidae
Product: G-protein coupled receptor 98-like
Exons: 70
Coding region: 203-15268 (5021 amino acids)
Biological process (GO): negative regulation of adenylate cyclase activity; cellular response to calcium ion; cell communication
Cellular component (GO): membrane; cytoplasm
Molecular function (GO): adenylate cyclase inhibitor activity; G protein-coupled receptor activity; G-protein alpha-subunit binding
Source: RefSeq, a predicted model, not a curated record